Messenger RNA from Theobroma cacao (cacao), 1777 nucleotides. It is a transcript of the gene NUDT2, whose product is annotated as nudix hydrolase homolog 2. Gene Ontology annotation, molecular function: NADH pyrophosphatase activity; ADP-ribose diphosphatase activity; NAD binding. Lineage: Eukaryota; Viridiplantae; Streptophyta; Magnoliopsida; Malvales; Malvaceae. The record is from RefSeq and is a predicted model, not a curated record.
UGUCCCGAAUCUAAGCUGUACUUUUUUAAUGAAUAGGAUAAUCAUCAAGUAGCAAUACGCAUUUUACAUACCUUGAAGAGUCCCCCCCGUGCUCCGAGUUCGGCGGCCCAUCUCCCCCGCCAGUAUCCACCACGUCACCAACUUCGGCUUUGACAGGAGGUUCCAAGUACUCACCGGAGUCUCCGUUCACCGGACACACCUCGUCACCCACAAGUUCAACUACCUCCGCGAACUCCGAAGUAUCCUCCGCCUGAGAGCUCGCCGGGGACCUCCCGUUGUACCUGAUCGGACGCAGCUUCUGCGGCGGCAGAUUUGGACGAUGAUCUCCCAUCAUUGAGUCCUCCGCUGAUUCAAUCAUACCAAUAGCCGUUAAAUCAGGGAAUGGCGCCACAUGAUGAGGGAACGUUUCCCGGCCGCCGUUGAAAAGCUCCAUCUUCACGGAUGAUGUUAAGAAGGAUUGCAUUGCUUGGUUGUACCAUUACAAACGGAAAUCUAUCGUCUUUGUUGGGAUUUUCAGCAAAGAUCCCAACUUGGCCUGCAGUAAAGGUGUCUUCUUCAACAGCUGGGUAUAGUAUCAGAUACAGAGCCAUGUCAGCAUCUGCGAAUUCAACGCCUGUGAAUGUAAUUGCUGAAAAUGAAGAACAAGUUCAAGAAUUUAAACAGCUUAAUGCGGUCAACGAUAGGUAUGGCGGAGUAAUUGUUGAAAUGAGUGAGCCGAUGGACCCUGCAGCCUUUGCUUCGAGUCUUAGAGCUUCAAUUGCACAGUGGCGUCACCAGGGUAAAAAGGGUGUUUGGAUCAAAUUGCCUGUUCAGCAUGUCAAUCUUGUUGAAGCUGCUGUCAAGGAAGGAUUUUGGUUUCACCAUGCUGAGCCCAAUUACUUGAUGCUUGCUUAUUGGAUUCCUGGAGGUACACAUACUCUUCCAGCAAAUGCCUCGCACCGGGUAGGCGUUGGUGCAUUUGUCAUGAAUGAAAAGAGAGAGGUUUUAGUGGUGCAAGAGAACACUGGACGAUUUCGGGGUACAGGUGUGUGGAAGUUCCCUACAGGAGUUGUGAAUGAGGGCGAAGAUCUCUGCACAGCUGCAGUUAGAGAAGUGAAAGAAGAGACAGCAAUUGAUACAAAAUUUAUUGAAGUACUAGCAUUCAGACAAAGCCACAAGUCAUUCUUUGAAAAGUCAGAUAUAUUCUUCAUGUGCCUGAUGGAACCACUUUCUUUUGAAAUCCAGAAGCAGGAAUCUGAGAUAGAGGCAGCUCAGUGGAUGCCAUUUGAAGAAUAUGCAGCGCAGCCAUUUGUCCAGACAAAUGAGCUUUCAAAAUAUAUUGUUGACAUAUGCAAAGCAAAGGAAGAUGGAAAAUAUUCUGGGUUUGUUCCAGUGCCUACCUCAUCACCAUUCUCGGAUGAGAAGAACUACAUGUACUUUAACUAUCGUGACCUCAAUGGCCAGUAAUUCCUGGUUAUGGCUCCUAAAAUUAUACAUGGGCAAGGAUUCAACUUCUAAAAUUCAUAAAUACAUUCUUUAUUUGUACGGGCAUAAUGCUGCUCUGUCAGGUUCUUCCUCUUUAUAUUAUUUCCCUCCUGCUAUACAGCUAAGUGAAUUAUUCAUUCAAUGUCUAAUGUUACUUCUUUCGAAAGCAAAGCUGUAAUAAAUUAAUGUUACCAUUAGUUCAAGAAUUUAUGUCUUGUAUGUUUCUGGCAUUUGAUCAAAGAUAUUUGCAAAGUACGCUUUUGUGAUGUAUUAUGUAUAAGGAUGAAAGCAAUAUUACUUUAAUUUCUGGCAA